This is a messenger RNA of Heterobasidion irregulare TC 32-1, 1193 nucleotides long. Its product is annotated as Metallo peptidase M14. The coding region runs from base 1 to 1047 and encodes 348 amino acids. The record is from RefSeq and is a predicted model, not a curated record. NCBI's taxonomy places the organism in Eukaryota, Fungi, Basidiomycota, Agaricomycetes, Russulales, Bondarzewiaceae. Gene Ontology annotation, biological process: proteolysis. The transcript is spliced from 10 exons. Gene Ontology annotation, molecular function: zinc ion binding; metallocarboxypeptidase activity.
AUGUAUGCAGAGGGAGGUUUGCUUCAAGACUGGAAUCUACCCUCACUAUCCAAUACGACCUAUCACGCGUCCUACCACACACUUGACGAUAUCUACGGCUUCCUUCGCGAUCUCGCAGCGGUAUAUCCAGACAAAGUCAAGAUAAUUCCCUUAGGUCACACAGGAGAGAGUAGAGAGCUGUAUGCACUCGAGAUUGGGUCCUCGAAUACCAAGUCACACGACCCGAAAGGCGAGACUAGCACCAAUGAGAAACUAAGCUUCCUUAUCACUGGCACACAACAUGCGCGAGAGUGGGUCGCAUCUGCUGCUGCUCUAUACCUUGCCCAUGCGCUAGCGGCCAACGCGUCGGAGCCAAACUCAUUGACACAUCUACUCGACGACUACAAUUUCUAUAUCAUCGCCGUUCCCAAUCCAGACGGAUAUGUAUACACCUGGGAACAUGACCGUUUUUGGUACAAGAAUCGACUUUAUCUUGGCCCACACGCGCAGUGUGUCGGACUCGACAUGAACAGAAACUGGGGCUACAAAUUCAAAAGCGGAUCUGUGAAAAUGGCGCCUAGCGCCGCAAAGCCCAAAGACUCGUGCUCGCACUGGUAUCCUGGUCACAGGCCGUUCCAGGCGCCAGAGGUGAACAACAUUGCUCUCUAUAUUGAGAGCCUGCCCACGUUUGAUGCGUUCGUGGACUUGCGUAGUUACGGUCAGAUGCUAUCUGCGCCGUACUCGUACUCAUGCAAUAAGAGCCCGAAAGAUGCUGAGGACCAGCUGGAGGCUGCAUCUGGGGCUGCAUACGCUGUACGGAAAUCUCAUGGGACCGGUUUCACCACUGGAACGCUGUGUUCGACAUUAUACAGAGCGCCCGGGAACAUUGUAGAUUGGAUGUACGCUACGAUGGGCGUUAAGUAUUCGUACGCAGCACACUUGCGUGACACGGGCACGUAUGGAUUUGCACUGCCGCCGCAGUGGAUCCGCCCAGUUGGAGAGGAGACGGCGAAGAUAGUUGAAUACUUAGCUCGUUUCAUCGCGAACAAGCAGAAAAAGGUUAUCUAAGGGUGGCAGUUGAAUGAAAGGUAGUCGCGCUGAUUACCUAUUGCUUUGGCGAUCUGGGAUGAUUUUCGGUAGGGUUGUAUAUAUGGGAUGUAGGUCUUUUGCGGGUGUUAGCUCUGUAUCCGAAUACCAUGAUAUCUUUAGCCCUC